AUGGCUAUCACAAUCGCGCCUAUCACAUCUGCUGAUAUUCCAGCAGCCAUAAAAUGUAUACAAGACGCUUUCGACGACGACCCCUACAACAAUUGGGUCUUUGCUAAGAAGUUAGAUCCCAAACUGGGUGGUUUCGACAAGCUUCGCAACUAUGCCAGUCUAAGAGCUAAAUGUGAGUGGGGCAUGAGAAGCAGCUAUGCAUUAUUCUAUGUCGCCAAGGAGGACGACAAAUUGCUCGGAAUAUCGAUGUGGACAACGCCAGCAGCGACCGCACGACCACAGACGUGGACAGAUUGGCUGAAUGACUAUCGGUUAUGGGUUGAGCAGGGCGUCAAUGUGCUCUGGUAUCGUGGUUGGGGUGGGCUGAAGCGGGAUAGGUAUUGGAUAUGGAAAAAGGAACAGGAGAAGUGUCAGCAGGAGGUGUGGACGGACGAGAAGGGAUACUAUUUCGUCAAUAUCGUGACCGUAGCGCCCGAAGCACAAGGAAAAGGCAUUGGAAGGCAGUUAUUUGAGGUUGUGACUGAGGAAGCAGACAGAGAGGAAAGAAGGUGCUACUUGGAAAGUUCAAGAUGGGAGCCGAAUGUGAGGAUAUACGAGAGAUUGGGCUUUGAGGUCUGCAAAAAGAUGAGGUGUACAGCUGAGGAUGGGAGCGAUGAGGGUGUGGAUCUUUUCUGUAUGAUGAGAGAGCCGAGGAGUGUUUCUUAA
This is a messenger RNA of Lithohypha guttulata, 705 nucleotides long. RefSeq lists its product as uncharacterized. The transcript has a single exon. Lineage: Eukaryota; Fungi; Ascomycota; Eurotiomycetes; Chaetothyriales; Trichomeriaceae. Gene Ontology annotation, molecular function: acyltransferase activity, transferring groups other than amino-acyl groups. The coding region runs from base 1 to 705 and encodes 234 amino acids. The record is from RefSeq and is a predicted model, not a curated record.